Cylindrotheca closterium is the source of this 297-nucleotide messenger RNA. The record is from the annotation of a GenBank genome assembly. NCBI's taxonomy places the organism in Eukaryota, Bacillariophyta, Bacillariophyceae, Bacillariales, Bacillariaceae.
AUGCAAGAGUCUGAAGCGUCUCGAAUUGGUCGAUUGGCCGAACGUGUUGCCGAAGCUUCUAUUAAUUCGCAGAAGCUAGUCGAUGAAUACGACCGUCCAAAUACCUAUACCCAAUCUUACUAUUUGCAAGACGAGGGACGCCCAUAUGCUUUCAACAGCUUCACUUGUACCAACUCUUACUUUAAGGGACGUGCAGGAGGUUCUGGAAGCUCGUUCAAGAGCUGCCGCUAUUACUCGGAUCAAGCAAAGGCUCGCCGAGAUGCUGUUGCCGAAACCGCUGCAGCAGAAAGCUCUUAA